AUGGGUAAACGAAGCCGAAACGACAGUACCAAUGGAGGAGAGAAAAUCAAGGUUAAAGAAAGUGCCGGCAAAUUAUUCCUCACAGAAGGCAAGGCUGUCGACCCUACUUUAGCCUUGCUCUUUGCAUCAAGUGCUGGUCCAGUACAAGCUCCUUCGAAUUCUAGAUAUCAAGAAGCACCACCUGCGCGCCAUAGAGAUGUAGAAACGCAAGAUGGAGAAUCCCCUGAUGAAUCUGAUGAUGAAGAUGCUGAAGAUCUCGAGAUGGGCGAGGAUGACGAUGACUUGAGUAGCGUUGAUGGCGAUCUCGAAGAUGUUGAAAUCUCGGAUCUCUCGGAUGAAGACAAUAGUCCCAACGAGAUACCUGAAUUAGAUACAUACAUUGCAGCGAAAACCGAGAAACCGGAACGAAAACGCAAAAGGAAGACUGAUGAGCCAGACCUCGAAGGAAAAUAUCUACAGAAGCUGGCCAGGGAAGAAGAAAAGGAAGAAGAAGAACGCCAAGCUGAAAGGCGACUGAAACGCCAAAAAUUGGCUGCAGAGCAAAAUCCUGCUGUUGAGGAAGAUGUCGAGGAAGCUGGUUCUGAUGACGACAUGGAGGACGCGGAAUCUGACGAAGAGGCCGAAAGCGAGGAUGGUGCGGAAGAGUCUGAUUCCAAGGAGGAAAGCCUCAAAAGAAAAACACCGUCCGAUGCUCCUCUACAUGAAUCCCUCGUACCGGACAACGACGCGACCGAGCUUGAAAAGGCAUCUCGUACUAUCUUCCUUGGAAACGUAGCGAGCUCUACUAUAUCGUCCAAAGCCGACAAGAAGAUUCUCAUGUCCCAUCUAUCCUCUUUCAUAGAUGAUCUUCCAGUACCCCAGUCCGCUAAACCAUCCCAUAAACUGGAAUCCCUCCGCUUCCGCUCCACUGCCUAUGCCACUUCUGCACUACCAAAAAAGGCUGCGUUUGCUAAGAAGGAUAUCAUGACUGCUACAACGAAAAGCACAAAUGCCUACGCCGUGUACUCUACGCCAUUCGCAGCAAGGGAGGCCGUCAAGAAGCUCAACGGAACCAUGGUAUUAGACCGCCAUCUUCGUGUAGAUGGUGUGGCCCAUCCUGCGAAAACCGAUCACCGCCGAUGUGUCUUUGUUGGAAACCUAGGCUUUGUCGAUGAUGAAUCCCUUCUUGAACAAGACGGCGAGAAUAGCCGGAAACGGUCAAGAAUACCUUCUGAUAUUGAAGAAGGUCUAUGGAGGCAAUUUGGAAAAGCUGGUGAAGUAGAGAGUGUGCGAGUAAUUCGUGAUGAGAAGACCCGUGUUGGCAAGGGAUUCGCUUAUGUUCAAUUUACGGACGCAAACGCAGUUGAAUCGGCCCUACUGUUCAAUGAAAAAAAGUAUCCACCAAUGCUUCCUCGACCUCUCCGUGUCGUCCGCGCCAAAGCCCAACAUAAACAAGUUUCGUCCCGACCCAUAGCUCGUCAACCGAAAUCGUCAAACUCCUCCCAGAUUUACAAUCCCAAGAUUGACUCAAAUCAAGCCUCGUUACAGGGCAGAGCUACCAAGCUGUUAGGAAAAGCCGGUGGUGCAAAGUUCAAGAAGACUGGGGCCAACGAUACCACUCUGGGUACCAAAGGAGACAAUCAGGUCAGUGGGAAUGGAGAAGUCAAGAGCGGAAUGGCUGGUAUCAAAGCACCUGAGAGUUUCGUCUUUGAAGGUUAUAGAGCUAGCGCGAGCAAGGGCAAGCCGAAGGACCUAAAGCUGGGAGGAAAGGGCGGUGGAAAGAAGAAGAGCAAUAUCAGAUCAAGGUCUUCAAACAGAGGUGCAGAGUGGAAGAAGCGAGGCUCAAACUUUGCAUUCGUAGGCGAUGAUAUAGAAAUAGAUUCGACCCAAGAAGCACCUCCACCCAAUUCCCACCACGCUGCAGAGACCGGCACCCUAGCAACACGGAAAUCCAGCGGGGCAUUUCCAGUGGCAGGACAACCUCUGUUACCUCCGACAUAUCAUACUGUAGAAGAAUUACUUAAGACAUUACCAUCUCAGAUUGCCUAUUCUACAUUGGUAGUCAAAUUGGAUGAUGGAAGGGAGAUCAGAAUUCCCAGACGGGAGUUAUGGGAUGUCAGAGCACAGUUGAUGGCUGAGGAUGAGGGGGAUGGAGAAGGCUUGAUGGGACUGGGGAAUGAUGAUGUGAAGACUGGUGUCUACGAGGGGGGGUUUAAGAGUUGGGAAAGUUCGGUGGAUUUGGUGAAGGUUCUCGGUGGAAGGGCGGCCAUGGGUGAGGGAAGGAGAAGAGUUUUAGAGCUCGGCUGUGGGACUGCUCUUCCAUCUCUAGCAGUCUUCCAAUGGUUUCUCGAAAACACAACCACUUCCACUUCCACUUCUACUUCCGGACUGGAGCUUGGACUUGCAGACUAUAAUCCCACGGUCCUACAACUCGUCACCUUACCCAAUGUCCUCCUCUCCUGGGCACAAAUCACAAAACCCGAACUAUGGGAAGCCGAAGGAGAACUCGACAUUGACGAAGCACUUAUCUCUGAAUUUAUCUCUGCGCUGAAUACCCGCAACAUUGACUUGUCAUUUUUCUCUGGUGCUUGGUCUCAAGAUCUUGUGUCUCUGGUCACUGAUAAGUUGCAUCUAUCGUGUGAGAACACAAUCAUGAUCGGAGCAGAAACAAUAUACUCACCCGUUGCUCUGAGAGCCUUUGCCGAGACAUUGAUGGCAUUGCUUGAGUUAAGCACGGGCCCAAAUAAGAUAGCGCUGAUAGGAGCCAAGAAGGUGUAUUUUGGAGUUGGUGGUUCAAUAGAAGAUUUCGUCACAGAUGUUACAGCGAGGGGAGCUCUGGUAGAACAAGUUAGGGAAGAGUCUGAUGGGGUUAGAAGAGCUGUUAUAGAAGACCGCAUGAUGAAGAAACAUCUCCGAAUCGAUGGCCAACUUGAUAUUUCAUGUGGCGCGCGGAAGGGUACCGGUCAAGAUGGCGGGCUCGAAAAAGUCCUCGGCACUCGUCCUGUUCUUUCCGGCGGCCCAUCCGACAUUAAAGGGCAAUUCGACGCCCUAAUAACCGCCCUCGCGGCUCAAAGAGGAUCCCCCGAUAUCUCUGUCCAAACUCGCGAUGCCUCUGCCGAAGGCGUCCCGGUUCGCAUCUACACCCCACCAAAUCCCUCUGGCACGAAACUCCCACUCGGAGUAUAUUACCACGGAGGUGGCUAUUGUGUGGGAGAUCUAGAUUCCGAGGAUGUGUGGUGUCGAUACAUUGCCAAGAAUACUCCGUGUAUCAUCGUCUCGGUCGAUUAUAGGUUGGGUCCGAAACACAAGUUGCCGGUGAUGUUGGACGAUAGCGUUACGGCAUAUGAAUGGGCCUACGACCACUCCUCUGAACUCGGCGCCGACCCCACCCAGACCUUCACCAUCGGUGCAUCCGCCGGCGGAGGCCUAGCCCUCACCGUCGCCAACGACCUAAUCGCGGCCGGCAAACGCAACCACAUACAAGGCAUCGUAGCCAUGGUCCCCGUAGCCGCUCAUCCCACCUCCGUUCCCGCCGCCUAUAAACUGCACUACCAAUCCUACAAUGAAAAUGCGGCUGACGUUCCCAUCAUCAAUCUCGAGACUAUGGACACCUUUUUCGCGGCCGUCGAUGCGGAUUUUCAUGAUCCGAGGACUUUCGUAACCCUUUCUCAGCAUCUUUCCUCCUUCCCUCCAACCUAUAUCGCCACGUGUGGUAAAGAUCCUCUACGUGACGAUGGCAAGGUUCUCGAGAUGAUGUUGAAAGAUAAAGGUAUCCCAACGAAGAGCAAUCACUAUGACGGCGUGCCGCAUUUCUUCUGGCUUUUCCCGGGUAUUAAAGGGGGAGAGGAUGUUUUAGCAAAUGUUUGUGAAGGGGUGAGAUUCGUUUUGGGUGCUUAG
Messenger RNA from Sclerotinia borealis F-4128, 3876 nucleotides. Lineage: Eukaryota; Fungi; Ascomycota; Leotiomycetes; Helotiales; Sclerotiniaceae. The record is from the annotation of a GenBank genome assembly.